Messenger RNA from Ostrea edulis (European flat oyster), 5007 nucleotides. RefSeq lists its product as uncharacterized. The transcript has 11 exons. Bases 513 to 2879 code for a protein of 788 amino acids. Lineage: Eukaryota; Metazoa; Mollusca; Bivalvia; Ostreida; Ostreidae. The record is from RefSeq and is a predicted model, not a curated record.
UGCGUUGUAUGUCACCUGUAAACAGUGUAUUGGGGUUUCAAUCAUAUAAUUUCAGAAACCAGUGUUUUGCUAGCUUUUCAGAGAUAGACAACUGGAAAAUAAGGGUUAAAUAAAAAGGGGGCGACAUAGAGGGACAACUCUGAAUGCCUUUUUACCUUGGUUCUUGCUGAAAACUUGAUUACCUGUCAACACCACAUGGGAUCCGCGUGCUGAUCAAUGUACAAUACGACUUUAUUUUUUGGCAAUCAUUCUAUGGAACACGUUAAUACACAUGUAUGUUAAUUUCUUUUAAAUUAAUGUAGAACGUUCUGAAGAUAAUACAUGGUAUUUUAAACUUCCGCAUUCAUAAUGGCUAUCGUAAACAAUGUAUAGGGAAGUUUAAACCACAUUUGGAAAGCCCUGUGGAAAUGUUGAUCGAGUGUGACACAUAAAACGGAAAAAAUCAACAGAAAAAUAGAAAAGGAAGAACUGAAGUUGACAAUGAACACGGAAUAACUCAUUCAAAGUGAAGGAUGGCUGAUGUAACCAUGGACAAAUUUAAUAGGUACAGACAAACGGCAGACAUGUACUCUGAAUUUGGAUCUACAAACAAAUCACUGCCCACGGCCAGACCUACGGACGGGGAUGUAGACCCCCCGCCAAUACCCAUGCGUAACCGGAGGGUGAAAUUUGUUGACGAUUCCCGCUCCGAAAAAGAAGAAAGUAAACCCAUUCCUGAAAAAGAACGAAGCAAAAUACACUGGAAAGACCCAAAUGACAAAUUCCGCGAAUAUUUACUUUCAAAUGGGUUGAAUGAAGCCACGGUACAAAAAUUACUGGAUGAAGAAAUUCAAGAUGUACAGACUCUGGGUAUACUUAGCGAAGAAGACAUAGAUAAGCUGGAACUGAAAACAGGACAAAAGGCAAGGGUACGGAGUCUGACAAGAAGUAAGGAAACCAGUACUAAAGACCAGCAAUCGGACAGGCAUAAACCCACGGAGGUCAAAGGGAGAAGUUCAUUUCAAGAGGAUGAAAGACAAAAAGAACCAACUUUUGUGAAAUGUUCACAAAAUCAACGAUUUCCUGUUAAAAAACCUAUUGUGGGUUCGAAAACUAGAAAGAGAUUGCCAGUUACUAAGAACCACGCUGGUCUUUUACAAAUCUCUUCAUCGUCUUCUUCCGAGUCAGAUGGGGAGGGAGAGGUUCGUAUGAAGAGGGACACACUCCGCGGCGGUAGUGUAAAGGUAGCGCCAGAGAGAGAGAGAGACGUGGAACUGACCUACAACGUGCUGCAGACGGACGAGAAGGGAAAAGUUGUGAUGGAGCUGUCAACGAAACAAGCGAUGGAAGUACAUUGCGUGAAAGCGAGGAUUCUGAUUUUAGUUGAUAUUAGCGGUAGCAUGGGCAUUAAAUAUGACAGAAGACGCAAACACAGCAAAUUGUCGCGAAUGAAGAAAUUUGCUAUUGAACUAGUGGAUUCUUUGGAUGAUGGGGACUUUGCAUCAGUAGUCACUUUUGGCGAGAAAACUCAAGUUUUGUUGCCACUACAAGAAAUCAAUUCAAACACUCGGAGCAAUUUAAAGACCGUUUUGGAAACUUUGGACAAAACAUACCUUUCAACAAAGACAAAUCUUAGCGCUGGUCUAUCGCGGGCUAUUGAUAUAUUUAGUGAAAGAGCAAAAGGACCUGAGGAUCUGCUGAUGUAUAGAAACUCCAUUAUUGUUUUUUCUGACGGUGAAAUAAACGAAGGCACAAAGGAACCAAACAAACUGGUUCACGAGGUCAGGGAAAAAAUUCGUCGGAAUGCUUUCGAUUUGGAUGAUUCACAGAACCAAUGGGUCAGCAUUUCUACCAUAGCUACUGGAAAUGAUAUCUCAGAAGCAAUGUACUCGCUAUCAAAAUUCUGUAGUAGCGAUGCUUUCUACCAUCUUGAUGUUCAGAAAUCUGAAAUGGAUGACCCUGACCUCUUUCUCCCAGUCAUGCUGCGAAAGACAGCUGUUGUUUGGAAUGUCUCAGUCGUUGUCGAAGCCGUUAAUGGAGCAGUCAUAUUAGAUAAUGAAACUUCACAAGACAACAAGGUUCGCUUACGUGGAAGUGUGAGAGGAAAAGGGAAAACUGAAAAGGCUUUCUUCUAUUAUGACAUUCCAGCGGCUUCGACACGUCAUAUUGGGGUAGCGUUAGAUAUGAGUAAUGUCGACCAAGCCGCCAACACAGUCGUAAUGAAAACAAAGGUAGAGUACACAAAGGCAUCGGGCUUAAGAAUGAAAUAUUUCAUAGAAAUUGCCAGAGGCGAAUUUGCGAACCGGGGAGGCGGAAAGUCUGAGGCAAUCCAGGCUAAUCUGAUGCAUGAUGCAAGACUAAUUUCCCAGAAUGUGCUCCACAGGGCUGCAGAACAUGUUAAAACAGGAAACAUCGCAGCAUCGACAGAACAGCUUAAACAGGGACAGACAGAGUUGCAGGCUAUGAUGCAAAGGUAUGGUGCAAUGGCGGCUGACGAGCCCGAAUCUGAACCACGUAGGGGGCGUCAUUGUAUCGUAUCAACCGCAGAUACCCUGAUGAGGAGUGUGCGCGACAUGUUGGAUGAGGUCACAGUGAAACCGGAAACAGAAUGUACCUAUGCGGAUAGCAUCAUGAACACGAUGCAAAACUUGUUGACAGAUCUGGAGGGUAGUAAAACACAAGAUUCCAAUGAACCAGAUGGGAAAAGCUGGGCUAAAAUCAAAGCUGUUUCCUCGGCAAUUUCUCGUGAGGCGCCUACGAUUUCAAGUGAUGUGGACACUGACCGGCUAGCUCCUCUUCCCGACAUUCGGCGUGCAUCGGGCAAUAUUCAGCAUCAAAUAGAAAACUUACAGAAAAAACGAGAAGCACGAAAAUCCGCCAUGCCUGGCAUUCUGGAAUGAAGAGUACUGUGUCUUGUGUAUGCGUGUCUAUAAAUGAAUUGUUAUUUUUACUUUAUUCUUUGACUGAAAGGGGUAUUUCAAUUUUUUUUAAAAGUUUGUAACUAUGUGUAUUGCAUAGAGUUUUGUAGAGCACUUUGAAUUUCUCAAUGAUAUUUUGUUUGCAUUAGUAUCAAUAUAUUUGUUUGUGCAUUAUCGGAAAUAAUGAAAUGAUUUCAUAAUGACAUAAGCCUACACCUCGUGUAAUGACGAAAAUACGAACACAAUCCACACAUCACUGUAGACGCUCGUGUUGUUACAUUGUAAGCAUUUGUAUAACAUUAUAGGUAUGUUUUGUUUGAAACUUUGACUAAUUUUUAGAAUUCGACUCUAAUUCUUUUCAAAACUUAGUAAUUGUUUUUAUGAACUCAUGAUUAUUCUGUCCGAAUAAUGUAUGUUGGAGUAUAUUUAUAUUUUAGAAGUAAAAUUGUUAAUCUGUAAAAAAAAAAAAAAAAAAAAAAAAAAAAACCAUAUUGGGAUAUUCUUUACACACUUCCUUCUCGUCCUUUUUGUCUAUAAUUCGCAUUCAUUUUGAACUAGAGCGAAAUAUUUAACAGAUUCUCUAUCAUUUCAUACACCACCCACCUUGUCAUCCUAGCCUUUAGCAUAGUCGGUUUUUUUUUUUUACUUUACAUCUUUAGUGAAGUUUUGCUGGGUAAAGAAGGUGAUUUCCUGAAUUGCAAUAUCUUUCAAAAUAUUCCGAUCCUUUAUUUUCCCGGUAUUUGAAUUUUACGCUGGUAUAUGCAGGACACACAAAUAUAUUUACAAAACUUACGUCCUCGACAUAUCCUGCCGUACUCUUAACUUACAUUGAGUAUUCGACAUAUUAUCUCGUGUAGUCGUAUACCCAAGAGUGUGUACGAAGGCCCAUUCGACAUUAAAUUUACGAAAUUCGAAUUUCGAGAUUUGGAAAUCGAAAUUCAAUAUACAAAUUAACCAAUCAAAAUACAGGUCACAAUAGAUGAUUUAAAGAGACCACUUAUUUAAUCAAGCUCAUCAAAUGUAAACGAUCGCCAUCUUUAUUGUAGGUUAGGGUUUUGAGGUUACCGUACAUAAAUUUGAAAUAUAAGACAAAGGAAGUCCAAGCUUCUUUUCAUUUAAAUCUACACAUUUGCGUUGUGCACAGUUGACGUUAGGGCAUCGUCGCAAGCCACGCUUAUUGCUCCGUUUACACUACGACAAAUGUCUGACUGUGUGAUUAAACAAAUCCUCGACUUCAUGAAUCUAUGUUCAUUAGUCAACCAAUCGGUGAGCUUCCAUGGUUUAUCUUAUUUAUUUAGAAAAUCAUUCGGAGGUUAUUGCGUGCUCGUAGCGGAAUAAUCCGAGGAUUGCCGAUUGACAACAACUUUGACACUUUUUAGCUUUUCAUGCACAUUUCAACACAUCCACUUUACUCCGAAUUUCAAGUCUGAGAAAACGAUUAAGUUUAUCAACACAGAAGUUACAAGCGUAACCACUGCUGUUAAUGCGAAUUUCAUUUAAUAACUACUUACAAAGUUUUCUUGCUUCUGUAAACAGGGAUAUUUAGCCUGUUUUGUCUGUUAUUACCUAUAAACAAAUACUACACGUUUUAGUUGUGAGCGAAGCUAUUCAAAUACAUGUAUAUAGGGAAUAUGUUAUUGUGACUGUGAUCGAUAAAAAAAAAAACAACUAUUGUGUCGUUUCAUAAAUAUUCUUGAAAAUCGAAAUUUUCGCUGAUCAUGCAGCCACAGUUUGAGGUAGGGCAGGUACUACCGGUUAGCGACAAUGACGUUAGGGGUGCAGUGCACUUUUAAGUUUUAGUGAAAUCCAACUAUGUUUUCUAACUAAUCGGUAUAGCAAUCACUGUGUUUAUCUAAUAUUUUUACCGAACAAAACAAAAAUCCCAAAGCCUUUAUUUGUUAUUAUAUUUUUUAUACACCACUUUUGUAUCCAGUAAAGAUUCAUAUUGUAUAUGAUCGCAUUUGUGUUUUGUAACGAUAUUGUGGCUGGGUGAACGCUUUUAAAUAUCUACCAUUCCUAGUCAAGAUGCGGCCGUGUUUCCCAGCCAAUUUGUUUCUGUAUUUAUCUUUAGGACUUGCAUUUAAAUAAAUGACAAGCUUCUCCACCUUAA